Asparagus officinalis (garden asparagus) is the source of this 861-nucleotide messenger RNA. RefSeq lists its product as uncharacterized. The record is from RefSeq and is a predicted model, not a curated record. NCBI's taxonomy places the organism in Eukaryota, Viridiplantae, Streptophyta, Magnoliopsida, Asparagales, Asparagaceae. The transcript is spliced from 4 exons. The coding region runs from base 163 to 540 and encodes 125 amino acids. Gene Ontology annotation, biological process: mitochondrial respirasome assembly.
AUCCCACGCGACUCAUAAAAUAUUAAAUUAAUCCCUACCUUCGUCUUCUCCGUCUCGUCAAAACCCUAGCUUGAUGCCAUCACCGACUCCCAAAUCCCCAAUCGCUGAUCGAAGAUAGCGAUUGAAGAACUGAACUCGAUCCCUCGCUCAUAAGCUAGCGAGAUGAAGAAAUCUAAAGCGGCGAAAGCUAAUCAUCAGCAGCAGAACGGCCACGAUCUCCCCUUCAAGUUCGCGAAAUUGCUUGAUCCGGAUGUUCUGUGGGAGAAGGAUCAAUUGUGCGAUGUCUUGCACUGGAUCCGGCAAGCGUUGGGCCUCGUGUUCGGAUUGAUGUAUGGUGCGGUUCCUGUAGUUGGCGCCAUCUGGAUUGUUCUGUUUUUGGUGUUAUCUUCCGGGAUAAUCUAUGGGUACUACGCAUAUGUGCUGAAGAUCGAUGAAGAAGAAUUUGGAGGCCAUGGAGCAUUGAUUCAAGAAGGGCUUUUUGCUUCUUUCAGCCUUUUUCUGCUUGCCUGGAUAUUGGUAUACAGCCUAGCACAUUUCUAAAGAGGUUCCGUAGAUUCUGAAGUGCCCCAUCCUUUCCAUUUUGUAACCCCAUUGUAUUCUGCGUCGAGAAAGGAGAUGUAUAAUAAUGAGGGGGGAACUUUUAGAGUGCAUUACAAGAUUGUGGAACUGUUGGGCUUAGUUUGAGCUCUCGCGUUAAGAGCUCGUUUUUAUUAUGAGAGAGGGUCUCCUGAGUUUUUGAGUCUCAACUCUAAACUGAAUAGCAUGCGCAAGUAUAGCUUGAUUGAAUAUUUAUUCAGCACAUUUGUUUAAAGUUAUAUGAAAUUAAUAAAGGCACACUUGAGGGGAGUCGUUGAAAAAUUA